Messenger RNA from Bicyclus anynana (squinting bush brown), 7100 nucleotides. RefSeq names its product glycerol-3-phosphate dehydrogenase [NAD(+)], cytoplasmic (gene Gpdh1). Gene Ontology annotation, molecular function: protein homodimerization activity; NAD binding; glycerol-3-phosphate dehydrogenase [NAD(P)+] activity. Bases 191 to 1279 code for a protein of 362 amino acids. Gene Ontology annotation, cellular component: cytosol; glycerol-3-phosphate dehydrogenase (FAD) complex. The transcript has 9 exons. Gene Ontology annotation, biological process: carbohydrate metabolic process; glycerol-3-phosphate catabolic process. The record is from RefSeq and is a predicted model, not a curated record. NCBI's taxonomy places the organism in Eukaryota, Metazoa, Arthropoda, Insecta, Lepidoptera, Nymphalidae.
AGACAUUGACUUGACGCACGUUCGUAGAUUGAAGGCUAAAGUUACACCGAUAUAUUUGCACUUGCAGAUUCGCAGUCCAAGUUCUAAACAGAACCAGAGCGCGUGGCUAUAGGGUUUUUGUUAUAAUUAAAUAUAAAAGUUCCUUUUUUAUUCUGUUUAAUAAAUAUUAGUUCCUCGCAUUUUUCUUAAAAUGGCUGAGAAACAAAUAAAAAACCGUGUCUGCAUCGUCGGUUCAGGGAACUGGGGUUCAGCUAUUGCUAAAAUAGUGGGGCGCAAUGCAGCACGCCUUGCUAAUUUUGAGGACCAAGUGACUAUGUGGGUGUUUGAAGAGAUGAUUGAAGGAAAGAAGUUGACAGAAAUCAUAAAUGAAACCCAUGAGAAUGUUAAAUAUUUACCAGGACACAAAUUGCCUCCUAAUGUUGUUGCCGUACCGGACCUAGUGGAUGCAGCUAAAGAUGCAGAUCUGUUGAUCUUUGUUGUGCCUCACCAGUUUGUUCGCACAAUAUGUUCAACCCUAUUGGGCAAAAUAAAGCCCACAGCAGCUGCACUUUCACUUAUAAAGGGCUUCGACAUCGCGGAGGGCGGCGGCAUUGACCUCAUCUCGCACAUCAUUACGAGAUGCCUGAAGAUUCCGUGUGCAGUUCUAAUGGGUGCCAACAUUGCUUCCGAGGUGGCGGAAGAAAAAUUCUGCGAAACAACGAUAGGAUGCCGAGACGUGAUGCUGGCCCCGAUGAUGCGCGACAUCAUUCAGACGGAGUACUUCCGGGUCGUUGUGGUGGAUGACGAGGACGCAGUAGAGAUAUGUGGCGCUUUAAAGAACAUAGUGGCAGUAGGGGCUGGUUUCGUGGACGGGCUCGGGUUCGGAGACAACACGAAGGCGGCGGUCAUCCGGCUGGGGCUCAUGGAGAUGAUCAAGUUCGUGGACGUGUUCUACCCGGGCAGCAAACUCAGCACGUUCUUCGAGUCCUGCGGCGUCGCGGACCUCAUCACGACGUGUUACGGUGGCAGAAACAGAAGAGUGGCGGAGGCGUUCGUGAAGACAGGCCGUUCUAUCAAAGAGUUAGAGGACGAGAUGCUCAACGGACAGAAAUUACAGGGGCCCAUCACUGCCGAGGAGGUCAACCAUAUGCUGGCGAACAAAAAUAUGGAGAACAAAUUCCCCCUCUUCACUGCCGUAUUCCGCAUCUGCCGAGGCGAGUUGAAACCCAGCGACUUUAUCGACUGCAUUCGAAGCCACCCGGAGCAUAUGACGCAAGUAACGCCAAAGUGUUCUCUGUGACCGGAGUGAAGCCUCCAUGAUCUCACCACGAACGCCUGACCGCACUAGCAUUCAUCAAAAGACGUUUUCUAAUAAUAUUGUAGUAUGUAUUUGUUAAUACUUGCCUGUAAGUAUACUGUACUAUGAUCUUCAUUCUGUUACUAAUAUAGGUAGUUAAAGCCACGGAAUAAGGAAUUCGCUUGUCAUUUUUAGUUUUGAACACUUCGGGGGCGUGUCCUAAACGAACACACCUAUGUGUAAAAAUAUAGCACACUAAUAGUAGGGGAGCCCUGGAUGCUAAAUUUGCAGUUACUCGAGCGUCAUGGGGACCGAUUGCAUUUGGUAGAUUAAAUUAUAGGAAUAAUAAAUGGUUAUUUCCUUUUUUCGCUUUUAGCGGUGAAAAAAAAAACUACAGACUUUAAAAGCAAUUUUUAUUACUUUGGUUUACUGAAAUUGUCAGAAAAUUUUAGCGAUUAAUCGAAAUAUUUUGAAGGAAAUAAUAUCGCGCUAGUAACUCGAGAACUAAAAUAUAUAAGGCUUUUAUUUUGUAACCAUUCCAUUACGUUAUGACGGCCUCCGUGGCGCAGUGGUAUGCGCGGUGGAUUUACAAGACGGAGGUCCUGGGUUCGAUCCCCGGCUGGGCAGAUUGAGAUUUUCUUAAUUUGUCCAGGUCUGGCUGGUGGGAGGCUUCGGCCGUGGCUAGUUACCACCCUACCGGCAAAGACGUACCGCCAAGCGAUUUAGCGUUCCAGUACGAUGCCGUGUAGAAACCGAAAGGGGUGUGGAUUUUCAUCCUCCUCCUUGACAAGUUAGCCCGCUUCCAUCUUAGAAUGCAUCAUCACUUACCGUCAGGUAACACAUUACACACACAUAACACAAACAUUCUAAUCAAGGGUGCAUUGUAGUCAAGGGCUAACUUGUAAAGAAUAAAAAAAAAAAAAAAAAAAACGUUACGCUCAAAUCGUCGGAUUUUCGAAAUUUACAGUUCUUAGCUGUCAACUCACCUUAUCUGAAUCUGACGUGCUGGUUGAGUAUUUCUGAAGAUGGUUUUUUUUGGUUGCCCUAAACGUACCCACGAGUAACGAGUAACUGCAAAAAUCCUCUCUUCGGCUCCCCUACUAUAAUAAACUCCUUACAUAAUUAAAAAACUAUGAUGUUGACUGAAAUGUGAGAAAUAUGUUAUUCUGCAGUGUUCGCAAAAAUAACUUAAAUGUCUUAAUUUAUAGUUGAAGGUUGUUUAUUCUUUGCAACUACUUAUUAUUUUUAUUGACACAGAUAUAAAACUUUUUUUCGAAAAAGUUCCAUUUGUUACUUCUCAUCAUCUUUUGUCAUCUUUUGUUUUUUUUUUUGAGAAAAUCGAAUUUAUAUUAAAAAAGAAAGACUUUAAAAGAGCUCAUAUAGAGUCUACUUUAUUUAUUGCAAGAACAGUGAUAUAUAGUGGUGAAUUACAGUGAUAUAGUUCUAACUAAAGUUUACUCUAUGUAACAAUUAUUAAAGUCCAUUUUCUUAUAAUACAAACACAUAAGCGUACGUCUUCAUAUAAGAGAAUACGCAGGCCACGCCCCCUAAGUUCUAUGUUCUGUGGUUAAAGCAAACUUAUAGUUAAAUUUUAUAAUAAUGACUUGUUUGAUGCUUUUUAUCUGUCUAUACACUCUAUACACUUCUUCCACUUCGUUUUACUUCACUUAUAACUAUCACUUGUAAUGUCAAGUGGACACUUGUUAAAACAAUUAGAAUACAUAUCGAGAGUUAAAGUUUCUUGUCAUAUAGACAGUGAAAACAAUUUUAGUCAAAAAAGUUUAAUACUUUUUUUUUUGGAAUUUGCCUUAUUACACUCUAUUUUAUUAUUAUUAAAAAACGUCUUUUCACAUAUCAUAAGCACGGCACUCAUUGUUAUAAAACAUAUCACAGUUAUUUGUUUAUGUAAGUACCUGGUUUUUAUUGGUCUAUGUUUUUAUUUUUUGUAAUAAUAUUUUUAUGUUUGGCAAUUUUUUUUUAUAUUAUAGCCAAAAAAAGUGAAUUCAAAAUUCAUAUUUUGUUCCUAAAGAGGGCCUCUAAGGGAAUACUUUAAAUUUAAUUGUUAUUUUAGUGGGUAUUGGGUACUUAGUUCUAGUUACUUUAUUAGUCAUUGAACAUUAAAAAUAAAUAAGUACGAGUAUAGUAUAUUUCGGAAAGUUAGUUACGGUUUUGGAUGUAUUGGUAAGACCAGACCAGCAUUUGACAAUAGAUAUAGAGAAUAUAUUUACACAUGAUGUAACAACGACCUUCACUGAGCUAGUUAUUGAAUGAUAAGUAUUUUAUAUUAAACUACCGACCCGCUUCGCUUUGCUAGCUACCUUAAUUUCGCAGAGAUGCUAUGUAGAUACUAAUAUUAUGAUUAGACUAUUCAUCUAUAGUAGGGUAGAGUAGGGUAGGAAUAGGUUAGGGGUAGGGUUGUGUUCCUACUCAUCCCCUGUAUGGUAGGGUAGCUGUAGAGUGGGAGUAAGGUAGGGUAGUAGUAGGGUUUCACGCGGACGAAGUCGCGAUCGCCCGCUAGUAAUUCAUAAUAUUAGUAUCUACUACAGGAUAUCAUUAUGGCACACACCGCGCCCUCCGACCGCUCCACCAACCGACCAAUCGGGACGAAACGAGGAGUAGGAUAGGGGUAGGGUAGAGGUAGUUUGGGGGUAGGUGGGGGUAGGUAGGUGUAGGGUGGGAGAAGAAUAGAGGUAGGGAAUGAGUCAAAGCGAAGCUUGACCGGGUCCGCUAGUAUGAUAUAAAAAACUUCAUUUAAACCAUCAGCUCAGUGGAGGUCGUCUUAUAUUGAGAUCAUCUUCUACUUCGUCUAUAAUCUAAUCAUUACAUGCAAAACCAAACAGACUACGCGAAAUGGGUUGACUAUAAUAGUAUGUAUUCUAAGUUUAGAAUAGUACUAAUGAUUUUAAAUCAUAAUAUAGCAGCAAACUGGUAUGAGUUAAUAAUAAGUACUUAAAACAGUUAUAUUAUAACUAAAUGAUUUUUAUCUGGCACGACAAUAUUGCCUUCUUCUUGUGUAUUGUCUAUGAAACAAAAUGUCAUCUUCAUUUAAUUUUCAGUGUGACGUCACGUUUUUUUACUAUAUAGACACUACACGAGUAGAUAUAGCAUAUGAAUGUGCCAUGUAAAAUAUUUUUUAUAUUAAGUUAUAAACUUGAAAACCGAAAGUAAGGGUUUAUAUUGCCAUUUUUAUUAUAUUUCCCUACUUAAUAAACCUUAAUUUUAGAAAAUAUACAUGUUAUCGGAAAUUACGAAACUAACUGGAAUGGAACCUUUGUCUGUUUGGUAAAAAACAUUGGUUUUUUUUUUUUUAAUAAAGAAUAUUUGCCAUAUUUUCCACCAAUGACCAAUAUUCUCAUAACCAUAAUGGCCAAUGUUCUCAUUACUAUGACUGUAUUAAGAGUCGGUAUGACAAUAGACCAACGGAGAGGGGAUCGAACCACCACCCUUCGGUGAUGAGUCCGACCGCUCUUACCGCCCGUUGAGCUAUUGAGGCUCUAAUAUUACAAUGUAUAUUAGCUGAAAUUUAAGAAAUUAUCUUCAGUUUGGGUUACACUGCUCAACAAAUAUAAUAAUUUAGUUAAACUGAAUUAAUCUUGGGAUUUCAUUAUCAAGUUAAUAAUUAUGAUGAGGAUUAGGAGAACUAAAUGCCAGUAAUGUAAAGAAAUAUUUUUAUUAUUCAUAUUGAGAUAUUUUACAUUAUACUUAUACAAGCAAUGUAUAGUUAUGCUUACUCAGUAGGCCUACGAUGCAUGCCACAAGAUAUCAGGUAAAAAGACAUAUUGACACCAAUCUGCAUAUCGUCUCCAAAGAGUUAAAAAAUCUUUUGUGGGUUUGGGUGUACUCUUCUAUAACAAGAUCCCCAAGACUGUGAUGGACUUGCCAAUGCACAACUUUAAGCAAUGUGUUAAAAAACAUUUACUUAGUCGAGGUUACUACACUAUUGAUGAGUUCCUUAACGACAAAGGUGCUUGGAGGCCAUUGGAUCAGCUUCCACCUUCACACAGGAAAUAAAACUAUAAGAAAUUGUAAUUUAAUUGUUAUCAAAUGUAAAUUGUAAUACUGUAUGACUUUUUCAAAAGAGCAACUGUUGAGUUUCUUGCCGGUAUCUUCUCAGCAGAACCUGCCUUCCGAACCGGUGGUAGAAUCUUUACAAAUAGUCAACUGACGUGUCAAAAGUGCUUGUAAACUGAGCCUACUUGAAAUAAAUGAAUUUUGAAUUUGAAUUUGAAAUUUGAACCAACAAUUGUUGAACAAUAGCGGCGGAUCAAAAACAUCGCUAUCUCUUUCAUCCUAUCGGUAAUAUUACCUUAAUUUCAUAUUAUCUCUUUCAUCCUAUCGGAACGAACGAAUACCAAUUUCUAUAAAUUCUUUCUUUCUGUCUUUCCAUCGAGAGAGAAAGACAGCAGUGACAGCAGGUCAUUGACGAUGACCGCAGAUCUAAGAGACUCAUCCAAGGUCUCCAUUAGACCUAGCAUUCCUCAGCGACAUAUCUGAUGAAGUGAAAAAGUCAUAUUGUCCACCAAUAGCGGUGGAAUAGUCUUAGUCCCAGUUCUUUAGUCUCAACGCGAUAAAAGAUAGAUAUAUUUCCGGUUCUGCCGCUCUUGGUCGACAUUUGUUAGUCUUUUGUCUCGAGAUAUGUCGUGGUGCGGAUCUUAAGCUUACUGGAAGUCAGUUUGGCUUUGUGUAUAAAAGUAUGAGUAAGUUGACAAUACAAACGCUAGUUUGUGUGUAAACUAAAGGAACGUCAGCAAAGCUAGAAAUAUGUUGAUAAAUUAUUUAUUUAUUUAAACCACUUUGUUGGACAAGAAAAAGUACUUAUAAUUUUAUUAAGAAACUAAAACUAAAUAACACGCAAAAGGCGACCUUUCACGUUAUUUAGACUAAUUCACUAAUUUUGACGUACCUAUGUUGGCUGACAUAAUAGACGAAAUUGAGAUUCUAUGUAACAAAUGUCAUCUGGUACCUACUGACAACCCUUCGUGGAUAUCAUACAGUAGGUAGAUGACAUUUCUCAGUUGAUUUGAUGUUUAUUUAAAAGAAUGUUUAUAAAUACCAAAUUUGUGAAUAGGCCAGAAGGUUCCCUCCAUAAUUUGUGAGACGGAAAUUCGCAAUAAAAUAGUACAUAAUAUAUUUAGCGUAAUAAUAUAUUGGGUAGGGGUAGAGUACAGGAUGGAUAGUAGUCAAGAGUGGUUACAGAUUUCUCUUUAUAUUCAGGGUAUGGUAGGGGUAGGAGUCAAAGCGAAGCUUGACUGGGUCCGCUAGUAUUUUAUAAACAUGUUUCUACUCUGAUAAUGUUUCUUAGGUUUACACACAAGAGCGACUUGUUUUCAAAACUACAAUUGCAAUCAAAGCCAAACAAUCUUCCGAUAGCCGAAAAGGUAUCUAUACUUAGAUACGUAAUAAUUUCAAGUACUUAUUUAUUACUUUUAAGCAUAUUUUUUCUUAGUUAAAGUAUGCUAAGGAUUGUUUUUUUUUUUUACCAAGUCAUCAAAGAAAUCACCAUGCCAAAAACAUUGUAAAAUAUCAUAUAUUGCAAAAUGUCAAUCGUGUAUGAUCAUUGGUUGAUUCCAUAACUACAUUUGAAAAGCAAAAGCCUUUCCUUUUUCAUGCAUCCAUUGCGUUUUUCAGGAUUCGCAUUGUAAAAAAAUCGCAUUGCAGUAUUUGCUAAUUUGCGGCAAAGGUAAGGAAGGUAAGGAAUUUGGGCUUCUGUUUUUUAUUGUCAUUGACAUUUUAAUAACUUCAUUAAUAUAUGAGCAUGUUCUAUAGGUGUAGCAGCUACUUCAUACCAAAACUACUUAAAUUGAUUAUAAUAUUUUACAUACAA